AUGUUUCGCACGAUACCACGACGACUCCCGCGCCAGCUCGCCCACUUCUCCCCUGCGACCGCGCCGUCUCGCCUGGCACUGCGCGCCUUCACAUGCGGCUAUCCUCGGAUGUCACUCCCGCCCGUCCAGCCCCCAGUGUCCGCGACACUGCCAUCCGAUUCAUACCAGCUGCUCUCAACGGCCAACAAGGCCGGUGCGGCGGAAGAUGCGCUCUACGAACAACAGGUCCGCGAUGUGCAGGAGUGGUGGAAUUCCCCUCGGUAUGAAGGCAUCAAGCGGCCCUACUCGGCCGAGGAUGUUGUGAGCAAGCGUGGAUCGCUGCAGCAGACAUACCCGAGCUCCCUUAUGGCUCGCAAAUUGUUCAAUCUGUUGAACGAACGUGCUGCGGCCGGCGAGCCGGUUCAUACCAUGGGUGCCAUUGAUCCCGUACAAAUGACCCAGCAGGCGCCUAACCAGGAGAUCUUGUAUGUCUCUGGUUGGGCUUGCUCUUCCCUGUUGACCUCCACCAACGAGGUCUCACCCGACUUCGGUGACUACCCCUACAAUACCGUGCCAAACCAGGUCCAGCGACUAUUCAAGGCCCAGUCUAUGCACGACCGGAAACAAUGGGAUGCCCGACGGAAGCUGAGCGCUGAUCAGCGUAAAUCGACCCCCUACGUUGAUUAUAUGCGACCAAUUGUCGCAGAUGGUGACACUGGACACGGUGGACUGUCGGCUGUCCUGAAGCUUGCUAAGCUCUUCGCGGAGAAUGGCGCGGCCGCCGUUCACUUCGAGGACCAGCUACAUGGUGGGAAGAAGUGCGGCCAUCUGGCAGGCAAGGUCCUUGUCCCGAUGGGCGAGCACAUUAACCGGUUGACCGCUGCGCGCUUCCAGUGGGACAUGAUGGGAUGCGAAAACUUGGUGAUCGCCCGCACAGACUCGGAGAGUGGCCGGUUGAUCAGCAGCGCGAUUGAUGUGCGCGACCACGAGUUCAUCCUCGGUAUCACGGAGGAAGUGGAGCCCCUCGCCGAGACCCUCCAGGCGAUGGAGCGAGAAGGCGCUUCGCCGGCCGAGAUCGACGCCUACGAGCUCGACUGGGUCAAGAAGCACAAGCUGGUAACCAUUGACGAGGCUGUCGAUGCCCAUCUCGAGGCCGAGGGCGCCCCCCAGUCCUCCCGGGACGCCUAUAAGGAACAUGUCAAACAGAACCCCGAUCUUUCCAUUUCUCGCCGUCGCGCUCUAGCCCACGACUACAGCAAGUCGCCAGUUGUCUGGUCCUGCGACAGCCCCCGCACCCGCGAGGGCUUCUACCACUACCGUGCUGGAUUCCCCGCCGCGACUAAGCGCGCGAAGGAAUUUGCGCCCUACGCCGACCUUCUCUGGGUGGAGACUGGCGACCCCGACGUUGCAAAGGCUGGUUCUCUUGCGGGCGAGGUUCGCACGGCUUACCCUGGCAAGAAGUUGGUCUACAACCUGAGUCCGUCGUUCAACUGGAUGGGCCAGGGUUUCAAUGAGGCAACCCUGAAGUCAUUCAUCUGGGAUCUUGCCAAGCACGGAUUUGUGCUUCAAUUGAUCUCCCUGGCCGGCCUUCACACCAACGCGACCAUCACCACCGAGCUGUCCCGCGCAUUCAAGGACGAGGGCAUGCUCGCCUACGUCCGCCUCAUCCAGUCGCGCGAGAAGGAACUCGGCGUCGACGUCCUCACUCACCAGAAGUGGAGCGGUGCUCCUUAUAUGGAUGGUAUCCUAGGUGCGAUCCAGAGCGGAAGCAGCAGCAGUAAGAGUAUGGGCGAGGGUAACACCGAGAAGGGCUUCUGA
Penicillium argentinense is the source of this 1797-nucleotide messenger RNA. Its product is annotated as methylisocitrate lyase ICL2. Gene Ontology annotation, cellular component: mitochondrial matrix. Gene Ontology annotation, molecular function: methylisocitrate lyase activity; isocitrate lyase activity. Bases 1 to 1797 code for a protein of 598 amino acids. NCBI's taxonomy places the organism in Eukaryota, Fungi, Ascomycota, Eurotiomycetes, Eurotiales, Aspergillaceae. The transcript is spliced from 6 exons. The record is from RefSeq and is a predicted model, not a curated record.